AUGGAGGCCCUCUUGAGGCUUGGAUCUAAAUCUUCUGAUGCAUUUCGUCGAGAAGGCCAAUCUUGGCAUUGUACAACGGGGCUCCCAAGUGAUCUUACCAUUGAAGUAGGCCAAGUAACUUUUUUCCUCCACAAGUUCCCAUUGCUUUCUAGAAGUGGAUUGCUCAAGAAACUCAUCAAUGACUCCUCAAAGGAGGAAGAAGGAGCAAGCUGUGUUUUGCAACUUCAUGAUGUCCCCGGAGGAGACAAAACAUUCGAUCUUGUAACAAGGUUUUGCUACGGCGUACUAAUCGAAGUCGUGGCGUCUAAUGUAGUACCUCUAAGAUGUGCAGCAGAGUAUCUAGAAAUGAAUGAAAACUAUGGGGAUAAAUCACAAACCAAAGGUGAUGAUUGGUGGUAUGAGGAUCUAUCAUUGUUGAGUUUACCACUAUACAAGAGACUAAUUUUGUCCCUCGAAGCAAAAGGUAUGAAACCUGAGAAUAUUGCAGGGUCCUUGAUACGUUAUAUUACAAGAUAUGUACCCUUGAUGAAUAGGCAAUCAAGCUUCAAGGAAAAGAACAACAACAAUGAUGUGAAUCAAGGGACAAAUUCUGAAGCAGAUCAAAGAGAUAUGGUUGAAGAAAUUGUGGCAAUGCUUCCAAGUAAGAAAGGUGUAACACCUUCCAAGUAUUUGCUUAGAAUGCUAAGAACAGCUAUGCUUCUGCAUGCAAGUCAGUCAUGCAUAGACACUUUGGAGAAAAGGAUUGGCUCUCAACUUGAACAAGCCAUGCUUGUUGAUCUUCUGAUUCCAAACAUGGGGCAACCGGCUGAGACACUUUACGAUACAGAUUGCAUUCAGAGGAUUAUAGAUCAUUUUCUGUCCAUAUACUUGCCGGCAACUGCAUCAACUACUCCGUGCAUAAGCAUGCAUGAAGAAGGGCCAUUGGCGAGUGCAGCUGAUUCACUAACACCUAUGACAAUAGUAGCCAACUUGAUAGAUGCAUAUCUUGCUGAGGUGGCUCUUGAUGUAAAUUUCAAAUUGCCAAAGUUUCAGGCCCUUGCAACUGCAAUUCCAGAAUAUGCUAGGCCUAUAGAUGAUGGUUUAUAUCAUGCUAUAGAUGUGUAUCUCAAGGCACAUCCUUGGCUAGUUGAUUCGGAGAGGGAGCAAUUCUGUAGACUCAUGAACUGCCAAAAGCUGUCAUUGGAAGCAAGCACACAUGCAGCACAAAAUGAGAGAUUGCCACUCAGAGUAAUUGUGCAGGUCCUCUUCUUUGAACAGCUUAGACUCAGAACAUCAAUAUCUAGCUGGUUAUUUGAUGAGACUAAUAACUUUGAGAACUCACAACAACAAAACAGCCUUAAUGGAAAUAAUCUUGGCCAUCUAAGGAGUGCUAAUAAUGGUCAAGUAGACCCUUCACAGCAACAAGGUGGUGGAAACUUGAGGGAACGUGUCUCAGAGCUUGAAAAGGAAUGCACCUGUAUUAGGAAAGAGCUCCAUAAGCUAGCUAAGAGUAAGAGAGGUUGGAACAUUUUCCACAGAAUCUUCUUUAGAAAAAGGCCUAAUGCAUGGGUUUCAAAGUGGGUUUUAAUUUUUGACGCCAAAAGUGUUAUUGUAUUAGUAAGAUACACGGGUGAUGAGGGGAUGAUGGCUACUGCGUCCACUACUGAUUCAGGGGCUUCGAGCUUCGAAUAUGAUGUCGACGAUCAGAGCUCCGCCGGGAUGCUUCCGAUCAUCUUGUUGGUUUGCUGA
Molecule: messenger RNA, 1728 nt
Organism: Arachis stenosperma
Lineage: Eukaryota; Viridiplantae; Streptophyta; Magnoliopsida; Fabales; Fabaceae
Product: BTB/POZ domain-containing protein At5g03250-like
Exons: 6
Coding region: 1-1728 (575 amino acids)
Molecular function (GO): protein binding
Source: RefSeq, a predicted model, not a curated record